Molecule: messenger RNA, 225 nt
Organism: Necator americanus (New World hookworm)
Lineage: Eukaryota; Metazoa; Nematoda; Chromadorea; Rhabditida; Ancylostomatidae
Exons: 2
Coding region: 1-225 (74 amino acids)
Source: RefSeq, a predicted model, not a curated record
AUGUGUGUACACGUUUUACUCGUUCCGUAUCGAUCUGCGAAUAAAGCCGAUUCCGAAGAUCAGGUGGUUGCCGCUCAGACAUCCAUCCGCACGUCCACAUGUUUGUCACGUCAAUUUGCUGACAAAUCAUCGUCAUCGAGGAGAAUGGGAGUUUAUUUGUCAGUCAUUGCACUCAAGAGAACAGACGUACUACAUCACAAGCAGUUAGUUCAUACUCAUUCAUAG